Talaromyces amestolkiae is the source of this 717-nucleotide messenger RNA. RefSeq lists its product as uncharacterized. Lineage: Eukaryota; Fungi; Ascomycota; Eurotiomycetes; Eurotiales; Trichocomaceae. The coding region runs from base 1 to 717 and encodes 238 amino acids. The record is from RefSeq and is a predicted model, not a curated record. The transcript is spliced from 2 exons.
AUGCCGCCCACAAUUUUCAUCGUCCCCGGUCUCUGGGAGGGGACCCAAGUCUUCAAGCCACUGCAGCAAACUCUCGAAGCAAGCGGUCUAACAGUCCACAUCUGCGCCUUGCUCAGCACCGGAACCACUGCAUCGCAAGGUUUAACUGUAGUAGACGACCGUGCGGGUAUUGCACAAGACCUUGCUCGCGUAGUCGAGCGCGCUGGCCAUGAUGGAGUCAUUGUGUUCCUCCACUCAGCGGGCGGAUUCCUCUGCUGCGACGCUAUGAAAGGUCUAACAGCAAACGCCUUCGAUGCAGCAAAUAAAAAGGGAGGGGUGAGACGAAUUGUUUUCAUGUCGUGCGCGUUGGGUGUAGAAGGGUUUGAGACGAAGCCGACUUCUACGAUGGAAUUCUCUGACGGUUAUUUCAGUCCCGUCGACCCGCGAAAUUCUCUCUUCAACGACAUGUCUGCAUCAGUGGCGAGUAGAUGGACUGCCGCACUGCAGAUCCAACCAGCCGGAUGGGAUGGAGUUGUGAGGUAUUGCGGAUGGCGUGAGGUCCCGUCUGUAUACAUUGUGCUUGAUAGCGAUAGAGCUAUAGUGCGUGAGGUACAGGAGGAAAUGGCUGAAUUGGCGGGUAGCAGAGUUGUGCAUUUGGAUGCAGGGCAUAUGGCUCAGUUGACUCGGACGAGUGAGGUUGCUCGGAUUAUUGGAGAUGUUGCUGCGGAAUUGGCUUAG